Molecule: messenger RNA, 1887 nt
Organism: Petromyzon marinus (sea lamprey)
Lineage: Eukaryota; Metazoa; Chordata; Hyperoartia; Petromyzontiformes; Petromyzontidae
Source: RefSeq, a predicted model, not a curated record
UCUUGUGCUUGGGUUCCGCCCCCACCCCACCCCCACAAUCCUGAAGUGGUAAUGAUCUUACACGCUGUUGCUCGCGGCGCAGUUACUUCUCAACACCGCGUCACCACUAACACCCACACCCAAAUUUAGUAUUGUAGAGGUACUUCCUCAAAUGCAAAGCGACACUAUCAGAAAAAAAACAACAACAGCCGCUUCGCAUUCGCCACUGAGUUGCAGCAGAGGACCACGAGCACUGAACAUCGCAAGCCGGGAUCACCAUGAGGCCCCUGCCAUCAUCGAUCGCUCUGCUCCUCGUCCUCACGACCCACGCAAGCCGCACAGCGGGAGCAGCAUGUGGCACGGAUACGAUCAGAGUGGUGGAAGGAGGCAACGCAGAAUGCAACUGCACUGGAAUCAACGUCACGGGCCUGCGGUUGACGUGGAUUCCAGACAACGCCGAGUGUGACGAGCCUCUAGAUCCAGGGGAUCAUUCGCGGUGGGACCUGAAAACCGACGGGGAGGAAUGCCGGCUGAUCAUCAAAAAGAUGAGAAUGAGCGACAGGGGCGUGAUUUUACUGGAAUCGUCGUCGGGGCAACGCCAAGUAAAGCUGUUCAUCGAGCCGGUGUGCACAGCGCUCCACAUACAAAGCGCGACGGACAACACGACGGACGAAGUGCGCCUGACGUGCCGCAGCGGCGGAGACGUGGCGCCGGAGGUCGGGAUUCAGUGGACGUAUCAGGGACAGAAUCAGCCUGCCCGGGGCAGCACCGUGCUGGCAAAUCUGCAGCACCAAGGAUUGUGGAGCUGCACGUACAAAGGGCAGACUGCGGGGUUCUGCCUCGUCGAAUCCAGGAUCUCCGAAAUCAAGGAACCGGAGUGCGAGGGCACGGAGCUGACCCCAGCCACCCGAGCGAGCGACCGCCUAUCGCCGUCCAUCAUCGAGAUCGCCCUCGCCACCGCGGGGUGCCUUCUGGUGGUCGUCGCGGGGAUGGCCGGCGUUUAUUUCUACAGCGAGAGCAAGAAGGCACUCAUCUCACCUUACGUGUCAGAACCUGCCGAUAGCCUGAGACAGUCUCGUCUGACCUGCCAUCCGGAUUACAGCUACAACAACGGGGACUGUGGCCACUCCAUGGAGAUGCCCUACGUCCCGAUGACCAAACAAGGGACAAGUCAGGCAGACGGGGAAACGGAGGAGCAUUACGACUACGAGAACGUGAGCGAGACCUUGAAUGUUCAGGAUGAUGGGAAUGCGCAGUCGUCAUCACUCCACCAGCAAAACCCUCUGUACCUCUGCAACGACACUCUGUAUGGAGACGUUGCAUGAGACUCGCGUAAUGAGAUCAAGAUUUUUUUGUUAAAUACUGUACAUACAUAAUCGCGGUUCUCUCGAGCAGAGGCCCAAAUGCACAAAACUCCAUGCAGGCGGCAACAAAUGAAGCAGAUAUUAUCGCAGUGGCUUCACAUCGAAAGUCUUAUUCGAACAGAAAUUUCUGGUUUGCGAUUCUUAAUAAAAAAAAAAAAUUGGAGGGGAGGUCACGUUGUUACGUGGCCAGAUUUGGGUGCCGCGGUGGCUAGGAGAUGUUAACUCCCUCGUCCUGGUAUUCAGGAGGUCGUGGGUUCUAUUCCUGACCCUUGACGCCUGCUGUAUAUUUGGAGUUUGCGUAUCCCCCCCUGUGGUCACGAUGAUUUUCCUCUGGCUCUUCCGGUUUUUUUCCCGCCACGUUUAAAAUGAACACGCGUUUAACAGUAUUUGGCUGCUAUACAUUUACACACGAUGAGCCACUUCGUUGAGCUAUCCUAGCCAGGUCUGAAAACGAGUUCUGUAGCUCAGUGGGCUCCUUACCUGGUCAAAUAAAAACACGUUUUUAAUCUUGAUUUAAAGCUUUCGUGACUGCAGUGAUUCAUAU